CUCCGUCUUCUGCUCAGUGUUGUCCACCGAGCCCAAUGGCUUUCUGCGCUUCUGCUCCGCCCUUCUGCAGUCUCAUCGGUGCCCAUCGGUGGACGUCGCCGUCCAAGGCUUCACCACGUCCAUGCUUCCGACCACAUAUCCGGUGUGCUGCGCAGACUCCUCCUCGGCGAUCGGCUAAUUACCAGCCAAGUUCGUGGAGUGACGAAUACAUCCAAUCGCUAAGAAAUGACACCAAGGUGGAGGAGGAUAACGCAACAAGGAUGGGAAAACUGACAGAGGACGUGAAACAACUGAUCUACAUGAAGAAGGGAAUUGAGGACCAGCUUCAACUGAUCGAUCACCUGCAGCAGCUUGGGGUGGCGUAUCACUUUAAGGAGGAUAUUAAGGAUGCUUUAGGGACUAUAUACGGUUCCGUGGAAAAGGUGAACAUGUUGCUGAAGGAUAAUCUUCAUGCCACGGCUCUUAUGUUCAGGCUUCUCAGAGAACAUGGGUUUGAUGUUUCUGAAGGUGUAUUCUACCGAUUUAUGGAUGAGAAGGGAAACUUGAAAGCCAGCCUUCGCCACCAGACUGAAGGAUUGGUGAGCUUGUACGAGGCUUCCCAUCUUGCAAAGGAAGGAGAGCACGUGCUGGAAGAAGCUACGAACUUCACAACUAAACAGCUCAAGAGCCUCAUGGAGGGAUCACUUGAGCCUCAUCUCAGGGAGCACGUAGCCCAUGCCUUGGAGCUUCAAUUGAACUGGAGGAUGCCGAGGUUACAGACCAGGUGGUUCAUAGAAGCAUCCCAAUGGGAAGCGAAGAUGAACCCUGUCCUACUUGAAUUGGCUAAGUUGGACUUCAACAGGGUUCAGAUCAUAUAUCAGAGGGAACUCAGAGAAGUGUCGAGAUGGUGGAGCAAUCUUGGCCUCGCGCAAAGGCUUCCAUUUUCCAGGGACAGGUUGAUGGAGAAUUAUUUCUGGACGGUUGGCUGGGCUUUUGAGCCACAGUUUGCAAGAAUUAGGGAGGCGCAGACAAAAGCGAAUUGCCUGAUAACAACAAUAGAUGAUGUGUAUGAUGUUUACGGCACCAUCGAUGAGCUCGAGCUUUUCACGGAUGCCGUCGAUAGAUGGGAUGUUAAUACAAUCGACAAAUUGCCAGAGUACAUGAAGAUAUGUUUUCUAGCCCUCUUCAACUCUACAAAUGACACCGCGUACAAUGUUAUGAAAGAGAAGGGUCUGGAUAUAAUUCCACACGUAAAAAAAGCAUGGGCAGAUCUAUGCAAGGCAUACAUGGUGGAAGCAAGGUGGUACCACCAAGGCUACACACCCAAUCUUGAAGAGUACUUGGAGAACGCACUAGUAUCGAUAUCGGGUCUCCUGAUAUUGACUCUUGCUUAUUGCACCAGUGACGAUUUAACUCAGGAGGCCUUGGAUGAUUUCCAAAGCUGCCCUGAGAUUGCAAGAUGGUCAUCCAUGGUUUUUCGACUUUGUGAUGAUUUGGGUACUUCCACGGACGAGCUUGAAAGAGGCGAUGUAUCCAAAUCUU
Musa acuminata subsp. malaccensis (wild Malaysian banana) is the source of this 1521-nucleotide messenger RNA. NCBI's taxonomy places the organism in Eukaryota, Viridiplantae, Streptophyta, Magnoliopsida, Zingiberales, Musaceae. The record is from RefSeq and is a predicted model, not a curated record.